Messenger RNA from Salvelinus sp. IW2-2015, 3378 nucleotides. The record is from RefSeq and is a predicted model, not a curated record. Lineage: Eukaryota; Metazoa; Chordata; Actinopteri; Salmoniformes; Salmonidae.
CAAGGCAAUGCGUGCAGGGAAGAGUGUGACCCAGGCACGUUUGGCCCAGGCUGUGAGAACAAAUGUGAGUGCCCGCUCAGAGUGUCUUGUGAUCAUGUGACCGGGCAGUGCCAACGCUUGUGCCCGGCUGGUCGCCGUGGAGACAACUGUGAUCAAGACUGUCCAGAGGGGAGGUUUGGGCCAAGUUGCARUCAGGCCUGUGACUGCUCAGGGGCUCCAUGUGACAGAGUGAGUGGCCAGUGCCAGUGUCCUGCAGGAACAUCAGGAAAACGCUGUGAGAAUGUGUGUGUGAAGGGCUUCUGGGGUGCGGGAUGCCGUGAGGCCUGUCCAGCCUGUGAGAAUGGAGGAGUGUGUGACAAACACAACGGGACGUGUUCCUGCCCUCCUGGGUACAUGGGCAGGCUCUGUCAGAACUCAUGUCCGACAGGACGGUUUGGUGUUGGAUGCCAGCUGCGCUGCCUGUGUGAAAAKAGCGGGCGCUGCCACCCUGUCACGGGCCGUUGCACAUGUGCCCCUGGCUGGGCCGGACACAACUGCAGGAAAGCCUGUGACGCCAGGCACUGGGGGGUGGACUGUGCUGAGAAAUGUGACUGUAAGGAUGGUGAUGGGAGCUGUGAUGCGGUGACGGGCCAGUGUAACUGUGAGGCCGGCUACACCGGGACACAAUGCUAUGACAAGUGUCCAGUGGGCUAUUUUGGGCUAGGCUGUCUGCAUCACUGUCAGUGUGACAACAAGGGCACAUGUGACCAUGUGAGCGGAGCCUGCACCUGUCUGGUGGGCUGGACUGGAACCUUCUGUGAGAAACCCUGUCCCCAGGGCUUCUAUGGGUUGGACUGCCAGGAGAAGUGUGUGUGUGUGAACGGAGGUCACUGCAGCCAUGUCACUGGGGUGUGUGUGUGUCCUGCAGGGUGGAUUGGUCCUACCUGCAACCUGACAUGCCAGGCUGGUUUCUACGGGGAGAGCUGCAGCCAAACCUGCGGUUGCCAUAACAAUGGUAGCUGCCACCCGGCGAGCGGGCAGUGUGUGUGUACACCAGGCUGGACAGGGCCAAGCUGCAUACAGGAAUGCCCAGUAGGCUUCUAUGGAACAGACUGCUGCCAGCGUUGCCUGUGCCAGAAUGGAGCCACGUGUGACCGAAUCAGUGGGCAGUGUACGUGUGCCAGCGGGUGGAUGGGUGCAGCCUGUGAGCUAGAGUGUGGAGCGGAGCAGUUUGGGGCCGACUGCCAGCAGCAGUGUCAGUGUGAGAACGGGGGACAGUGUGACAGACAGACGGGCAAGUGCACCUGUAGUCCUGGCUGGGUCGGAAAGCGCUGUGAAAAAGCCUGUGGGUCAGGCCUGUUUGGAGCUGGCUGUGAGGAGAGCUGUCAGUGUGAGCAUGAAGCCCCCUGUCACCACGUCACCGGGCACUGCCUGUGUCCACCAGGUUGGAGGGGACCCCUUUGUGACAAAGCCUGUCUUCCUGGUACCCAUGGCAAGGGCUGUGUGCAACGCUGCACAUGUCCCCAGGGUACUUCCUGUCACCAUGUCUCUGGGGAGUGUGGCUGUCCCCCUGGAUUCACUGGCAAUGGCUGUGAACAAACCUGUCUGUCAGGGACAUAUGGGCUCAACUGUAACCAGGUGUGCCAGUGUUCUGAGACCAACCAGCUCUGCCACCCAGUGACUGGGUUUUGUUACUGCGCCCCAGGCUUCCAGGGUCCUAAAUGUAACCAGGGAUGUGUGGAAGGUCGGUAUGGUCCCAACUGCGAGCGAGAGUGUCGGUGUCAAAACAGGGGGAAGUGCAUCUCCACCACUGGCACCUGUGAAUGUACAGCAGGGUUCAUCGGAGCACACUGCAACAUCACAUGCCUAGCGGGACGUUAUGGGCAUGAUUGUGCCCGCGUGGUGCUGUGUGGAGAGGGGGCACAGAAUGAUCCUGUCACUGGUAUAUGUCACUGCAGCCCUGGACAAAGAGGAGAGGACUGUGGACAAGGCUGUGCUCCUGGAUGGUUUGGAGGGGACUGUGCUCAGCGCUGUAACUGCAGUCACGGAGGACUGUGUGACUCUGUCUCUGGAAGCUGUACCUGUGGUCUGGGCUGGACCGGGCCUCACUGUGAUACAGAAUGUCCUCCAGGGACGUUUGGAGCUAACUGCCAGCUGAAGUGUGACUGCCGGAACAACGGAACCUGUGACAGAUUGACAGGAACCUGCCUGUGUAUCCCAGGAUACUACGGACGUCAGUGUGAAAAUGCAUGCCCCCCUGGUCUCCAUGGCCCUCUGUGCCAGCUCCAGUGUGACUGUCUGAAUGGGGCGUCCUGCCACCCCUCCACAGGCCUCUGUGUGUGUCCUCCUGGGUACCACAGCUCUCGCUGUCACAGAGAGUGUCACCAGGGCAGGUUUGGUGUGAACUGUGCCAAAUCAUGUGACUGUGUGGAGGGCACACCCUGUGACCCUGUGAGUGGCAGGUGUCUGUGCACCUCAGGGAAGACUGGACCCAGAUGUGACAUUGACUGCAAAGCAAACCGCUAUGGGCCAGACUGCACAGAGAGGUGUGAGUGUGACAACGGGGCUUAUUGUGACCAUCGGAACGGACGCUGCACCUGUCUCAACAGCUGGAUCGGACUCACCUGUCAGGAAGGUGGGCCUCCACGUCUCCCCUACAGAAGCCGGAAGGAAGGAUAUCUCACAUCCGGACAAUAACGCAUUAUAGCUCCAAUCCCCUCAACGAGCCUCCGACUGUAAGAGACUGAGGCAGCAGCAGGCUUCACUGAAGCCGAACUGAAGUGGAUUAAAAGUGUGGAUAUUAUUAUUUCAGACAUACACACCCCAACAGGAGAGGAUAUUGCUGUGCCCACAGUAGCUGGAUGACAGACAUGGAGAAAUAGACUCUCAGGGGAAAUUUACUCUGUUUGCUCUGGGGUGGAUAAUGCUUUGGUGUGUGUGCGUAUCUGUGUUUUGAACUGUGAAGGGUUUUUAAUUGUGUGUGUAGUAUAUAUGUACGGUGCCCACUCAGGCAUGGCCUGACUCAUCAGUGAUGAGGUCCUGGAUGUUGUGACCUCCUUCUGGUAGUUAGAGGGAGGUCAGGUGUUACCAGGACUACCCUCCUCUGCACACUCCCAUCCUGGACAAAGAACCUACGGGAUAUAGGAGAUGUGUGUGGAGAUGGGCUAAAUGUCCAACACUAACACAUUCUUGAUUUCAGAGAUCCACUGACUCACUCUGCUGUUCUUGAGAUAUUUGUUUUGUAUACUUGGCAAUGUUAAAAUAUUUAAUGUUUAGUUUUUUUGUAAUUUCCCCCUGGAAUUAUGAUGGAAUUUGUGCAUAUACCAUAUACAGUGGCUUGUGAAAGUAUUCACCUCCUUGGCAUUUUUCCUAUUUUGUUGCCUUACAACCUGGAAAUAA